Molecule: messenger RNA, 4266 nt
Organism: Pezoporus flaviventris
Lineage: Eukaryota; Metazoa; Chordata; Aves; Psittaciformes; Psittacidae
Product: obscurin-like
Exons: 13
Coding region: 27-4178 (1383 amino acids)
Biological process (GO): protein phosphorylation
Molecular function (GO): protein kinase activity; protein binding; ATP binding
Source: RefSeq, a predicted model, not a curated record
UCAUUUACUAGCCACUGAAUAUCCUCAUGGUUUAUCCUGAAAGGGAAGACCUUAAGCUCUGUGACUUCGGAUUUGCUCAGAAGAUCAUGCCCUUUGAGCCCCAGUUCAGCAAAUACGGAUCCCCAGAGUUUGUUGCCCCAGAAAUUGUUACUCAAUCUCCAGUGUCAAAAGCAACUGAUAUCUGGGCUGUUGGAGUCAUCACAUAUUUAAGCCUAACAUGUAAGUCUCCAUUUGCUGGAGAGAACGACAGAGCAACCCUUCUAAAUAUCCAAAAUGGGGAAAUUUCAUGGACCAUUCCUGAUUUUGUUCACUUGACUGAAGAUGCAAAGGACUUUAUGAAAAGGAUCCUACAGCAGCACCCCAAAGCCCGGCCUAGUGCCUUGGACUGUCUUUCACACAAGUGGUUCAUGCAUAAUCCCCCCCUGGAAGCAGCUCAUUUCAUUAAUACAAAGCAGCUCAAAUUCAUUGUGGCUCGGAGCAAGUGGCAGCGGUCUCUGAUGUGCUAUAAAUCCAUACUGGUAAUGCAGUCUAUCCCAGAAAUCCUAGAGAGGACUCAUGAUAACACCUCCCUGGCCAUCUCCCGACAUCUUAUUGAAGAAAGCACUUCAUCCAGUACCAGUGGCUCCUCUUCAGACAAUGAAAAUUCCAAUUUCCCCAAGAAGAGGCACUUUGGCUCUACACCCGAACUCCAUUUGUCCAUACUUGACACACCAAGCCACCAGGAGCCUCCAAAACAUGCAAGUGAAGAGAAGCACUCAGUCCCUCCAGUAAAACCUAUAAGGAGGAAGUAUGCUUCAGUGAAAGCUGAGGUGAGGGAAAAAUCACCUACAGAAAGCAAAGAGCUCAUGGCAAGUAUCUUAACGGAGAAAGAGGAGGGGCUUCACCCUGGACUUCAAGAUGAAAGAGCAGAGCAGUCCCAAAGAAGUGGUGGUACUGAGCCUUCAUCAGUGAGGACUUCCACAGAAAGCACUUUACCUCUAUGUCAGAAAGAAAAAACAGAUGUAUUUUUACCUGACAAGGACAGAGUUGAAAAAGCUGAGGAUGGGACAGAAAAGCCAUCCAUCUGUGUUCCUAGACAGAGUGUGAUUAAAAGCACUUUCUACAGCCAAGCAGCUGAGCUACCUGCAAGGGGGCCUUCCUCACCAGGCAGGGAGUUUAGGAGACACCUGGACAGAGCCAGAAGGACUUUCCGGAAGGCUGGAUAUUCAAAGGUGCCUCUCAGUGGUCUCCGUGAACCCCUUCUAGAGCAGUUUGAACUGGAAGAAGAAGAAGAAGGAAAGUCUGAUUAUGGAGGUGAUCACAGGGAAAAUCUGCUUGGUUCCUUGACCAAAUCAGCUUCAUUUGAUACUGCAAGGAAACCACCACAUCCUGCCAUUGCUGGUGCUAGCCGAAGCCGUUCCCUGGAUGACUACAGGCUGAGAGCCUCAAGAUCACUGAGGGAAGAAGAUAUUUUGGAAGAAGACUGUGAUGUACUGCCACAGGAAAGUUGCCCUGAAGGCAGUGGCCACUGUGACAUUUCUGUGGUGCCUGGUAAGGGAUGUUCUGUAGACGCUUCAAAGCAAGAGGACUUAAGGAGAGUGAGCAAGGAUUGUUCAGAAGAGAAGCCCCCUCCUUCCACACAAUGUGAGGGUAAUGGGUGUCCAACAGUUUUUGUGCAACAGCUAGAGAGACUUCCAGUGUCACCUCAUAGGAGCGAGAAUAAGAAACCUUUACUGAAGAAGUCAAAAGCUACUUAUAUUGAGGAGGAAAUUGAUGAUUUGGAAGGCAAAAGUCCCAUUCUAACUGCCCAGUUCUCAGAUGUAGCUGCAUCAUCAGCUCAAAACCAUGAAAGCAUGAAGAGUGAACAUCAGGUGUCUGAGCAGCACCAGGCCUUCUGUCCCAGUGGCAAGGUUUCUGAUGACCUGGAAGGUGGACCUCCAGGUGACUUAACUGCUUCUCAAACACAAGUUCCUCCAGCUUCAGUCUAUGAGCUAGAACAUAAGGAAUACCCAAAGAAUCAUGGGGAGGGUAGAGAUGUUGCCUUAGAAGGGGGAAGCUGUGAUGCUGGAAAGACUGUCCCACCAUUGCUCCACAGGGAUCGAAGACAGGAGAUCUCACAUCACAGGUCUUCUUUUUACAGUGAUGAGGAAUCUGCUGCGUUGGAGGGCUUAGUGGAUGAGAUGGUCUCCCUCUCUGAAGAGAUGAAUGUUUGGGCAGAUUCAGUUUCUGGUGAGGAGGAAAACAGAAAGAACAUCUCUCCUCACACAGAAAUGAUCUACCAAGGUAGCCAAGCACCCACAGAAACUUCCUUCCCUUCUGUACAAGGAAGUAAAAGUGGAGAAGUCUCUGAGCUGAACCUUGCAGAACCCUAUCCUGUCAUGAGUACAGAGUCAAUGGUUCUGGAAGGGCAGGGAACACAGAUGGUUCCUCAUGAAUGUGAGCAUCUGGAGGACUUGGCAUUUGAGAGCGCCACUUCUAGCCAAGCGAGUGUUUCCUCAACAGAUAGCUUGGACACUGGAAAAAGACGCAGCCAAGUGUCAGUGAGCCAGGACACUGUUAAACAUCCAGAAGUUUCUUUAGUGAAAAUCAAAGACCUGUCAGACGAAACACCCAGCCUUGGCAGUGGAACUCCAAAAUUUGACAUAUCAGAAGUAGAGCCUGCCUAUUUGAAUUUCUCUGACUUGUAUGACAUUGUCUAUUUUCCAUUUGAAUUUAUGAACUAUAGGAAGGCUCCACCUAAACCAACUGGUAGACGGUUUAUUCCUUUUGGGGAAAGGGCAAGAUCCCCUCCUGCAGGACAUUUGCAUAAGGAUAAAAGGCUGUGCAUCAGAGAACAGGCAGAGGACAAGAAAAGGAAGAACCAUUUGGAAAUAUCUGAGGAUUCAAAGGCAACUAACUUAUUAGCCACUGGGAAAGGGUCAGAGAGUCAUAAGGAAAUGUAUGGCCCCCAAAAGGACUCAAGUGGUAAGCAGAAAAGCUCUGUCUACAGCAAGCCAGGACUCUUUAAGCCAUAUGCAAGGUCUCAGUCAGUGGAGCAGCCAGUGGAGCAGAGUCUGAAGAAAAAAGUAAAAGCUUCUGUUGCCCAUAUUUCAAGAAUCCUAAAAGGAAAGAUAUCUCCCGAGCCAGAGGCAGGGGAAGAGUUUGGUGAGCUGGAAAGUGAGGCAGUAGAGAAAGAGCUGUUAACAGGGGCUGAAGGAUCUCUAAAGAGGAAAUCAGCACUCUCUUCAUUCAAGUUACCAAGCCUCAUGCCAAGGGAGAAAGCACCACUGUUUAUUGAGGAUCUCAUGGAUCAGGCUGCUGCCGUCGGACAGUGUGUGACGCUGUCGUGCCGGACUGCAUCUCACUCCUCCCUGCACAUCAACUGGUUCAGAGAUGGGUUACCUGUCCAAAGCAGCAGCCGGAUCCUCAUCUCGGCCACCCUCAAAAACUUCCAGCUCUUAACUAUUCUCUCUGUUAGUGCUGAUGAUUUUGGUGUUUACACCUGUGUGGCCACAAACUCCCUGGGCUCAACAUCCACCUCUUGCAUCAUAAGAAAAGCAGAGGUUCCUCCCAGCCCUUCACCUCCUGACAUUGUGGAGAUCUACAAGGAUGGAGUGCAGAUGGUCUGGAGACCUGUGGAAACCAACACCCUUGUCCACUACAGUGUCCAGUGCAAGAGCGAAGAUGGGGAAUGGACAACCCUUGCUUCUGACAUUGCUGACUGCUGCUACAGAGCCAAAAGUCUCUCCAAGGGGUUUAUCUACUGCUUCAGGAUAGCCUGCACCAGUAAAGCUGGAAUGAGCCCUUACAGUGACCCAUCUGCCAAAGUAAAAAUCACUGGGAAGGAUCAAAUGGAGCUCCAUGCUGCAAUGCAGAGCUUUCCAUCAGCUGCUACUGAAGAAGAGAGUGAAAUAAUCACACCAUCUGAGCCUUUCCCAACCUACCAGACCUAUGCCUUCCAAACAGAGAUCAAAAGGGGGCGUUUCAGCAUCGUCCGACAAUGCAGGGAAAAAGAAAGUGGCAAGACCUUAGCUGCCAAAAUCAUCCCUUACUGGCAAGAGGACAAGCAGAAUGUGCUCCUGGAGUACCAAGUCCUGAGGAAGCUUCAUCACACAAACAUUGCUCAGCUGAAAGGAGCCUACAUCAGCCCACGGCACCUAGUGUUGAUACAGGAGAUGUGUGUGGGACCAGAGCUACUCCACUCUUUGGCAUUACGGUAAUAACGAGUGGAUGGAAGAGAUUUCCAGUUAGGGCUGGCUUAGGGAGCAAAACACCUAUUGCUUUCGCCUGACAAACUGGAUCAUCUCU